AUGAUUUUGUUUCUGUCACCUGAUGUCUGUGUUCAACAUCUCCACCCAUCACGGAGUAAUAAAAGAGCAUGGGAGACCACAGCUGCUGUAGCUACCGCUGGAUCUCAGGAUCUCAUCGAGAGAAAUGAGUGCAUUCAACGUCCAGAAGAGCGGCGAGGUGAGAAUCUCACACUCCCUUCAUCCGAAAGAAAAGGAGUUUGUAGACAGAAGGAGAGACGCUGUGUUUCGAAGCCUGCAGGAACUCAACAUCCACACCAGUCAGGAUGAGGAUGAGGUGCAGAACAUAGCGUUACUGGCUUCUGGAGGAGGAGAAAGAGCCAUGGUGGGUUUGCUGGAAUGUCUGGUUCAGCUUGAUAAAGCGGGUCUUCUGGACUGCAUCCUUUAUCUGAGCGGAGUCUCUGGAUCCACCUGGUGCAUGGCCUCCUUAUACAAGGAACCAGACUGGUCCACCAAACUAGAGACAGUGAAAGACAACAUCGUCAAGAGACUCAGUGGUCCUAAAGUCAGCUGGGGAGACGCAUGUGAAAAACUGAAGAAAUAUCACAAAGAGAAAGAACUCUUCAGCUUGACUGACGUCUGGGCGGCGCUGGUCGUCACAGACUACGUGAAAGAGAUCGAUGAACAAACCCUCACAGAGGAGUGGGACCACUACAGUAAAGACCCGUUUCCCAUCUACACAGCGAUCGACAAGCAGUUCAAACAGCAAGGAGACGGAGACCCCUGGUUUGAGAUCAGUCCGUAUGAAGCGGGUUACUCCCUCACCGGAGCGUUCGUGGACACCUCCAGCUUCGGCAGCAAGUUUGAGAACGGCUCCAAGAAUGAAAUGGACAUGCUGUACCUGCAAGGUCUGUGUAGCAGUGCUAUAGCUGACGAAGAAGAGAUCUAUCAAAUCAUCUGCAUGAAAAUAAAAGAUUUCCUCCACAUUAAAAAAAUGAAGAUGCUUGAAGAAACAACGACAGAUCUCAGCUCCUGGGAGGUGGAACAGUGUUUCCAGGUUCUCGUGGAUCUUGUGGACGCGCAUCUCUACGUUCGGAUAGGAGAAGAUCCCUCUGCUCUUCAUCGAUCCAUCGCAAAAACACUGAACAAUCUCGGUGGAGGCAAAUAUCAGAGUUUUUCAGAUGAAAAAAUAAAUCUCAACGAUAAACAAGCUGCAAAAUUGUACAUGAAGCAAUACACUGAACACGUAUUUAACAAUUUGAGUCUGAAUUUCACUUUCUGGCCUUUCGAUUUUUUCAAAGACAUUUUUAAAUGUCUGAUUCAUUGGAUCUGGGGCAGAAAUUAUAACUUUAUCCAUAACAUGACAGAUAAAACGGUGCCUCCCGAUCUUCUGAAAAGUGAGACGAGAGACUAUGAAGACGCCGGGCUGUUGCUGAACUCCCCGUACUUCUCCGUGCUGAGAGAAGAACGAAACAUUGACCUCAUCAUUUCACUGGAUUUCAGCGAAGGAGAUCCUUUCUUGACGAUCAAGGAAACAGCUGAUAUAUGCAGUGCCCAGAAACCCAAGAUCCCUUUCCCUGAAGUCCACAUUCCCAGUAAAGAAGAGAAGAACCCGAAGGACUUCUACGUGUUCAAAGGCCCGAACGCUCCAACCGUGAUCCACAUCCCUCUGUUUAAUGUGGUCAACUGUGGAGAUGAUCUUGAGGCUUGGAGGAACAAAUAUGGCACCUUCCAAGGUCCUUACAGCGCUGAGAUGAUCAAGGAUCUUAUGGAGGUCGCUGGAAAAAACAUCUCUAACAACGUAGAGAAACUGAGGGAGCAGAUUGGUGCGGCCGUCGGGCGAAAGGAGGAUAAUGAACCAUGAGUUAAAUAUUAAAACGAGUUCAACAUGUUUGGGGUUUUUCUAAAGUAAACGCAUGUUAUAAAAAACACAUUGUAAUGUUUCAUUUCAGUUGCCCAAAGAUUGUUUUCACCAAAAGUCUCAUGUUCCUUCAUGCAUGGUUUUAAGCAAUAAAUGGAUUAUCAUUAAUAA
Messenger RNA from Puntigrus tetrazona (Sumatra barb), 1969 nucleotides. RefSeq names its product cytosolic phospholipase A2 gamma-like. Gene Ontology annotation, molecular function: calcium ion binding; calcium-dependent phospholipid binding. Gene Ontology annotation, biological process: glycerophospholipid catabolic process. The transcript has 15 exons. The record is from RefSeq and is a predicted model, not a curated record. Lineage: Eukaryota; Metazoa; Chordata; Actinopteri; Cypriniformes; Cyprinidae. Bases 125 to 1801 code for a protein of 558 amino acids. Gene Ontology annotation, cellular component: cytosol; nuclear envelope; nucleoplasm.